AUGCUUGAGAACAAAAUUACGGCCUGCAGAAUGCCUACUGGAGCGAUGGGUGCGAACCAGAGCAGAGACAACAGCUCUCGUGGACGAGGCGGCAACCGCAACCGACGGGGGGGCUCGAAAACUGCCCCGCAGAGCUCCAGUGCAGGCAACGCUGCCGUCACAAAGCCCGAUGCCCAGGACGGCCAGGUCGUUGCAAAAUUGGCCGCCGACGAAACCGACGCUGACGACGGUACAGUAUGUUGGAUCUGCGCGGAGCCCGUCAAAUACUGGUCUGUCUCCGAGUGCAAUCACCGGACGUGCCAUGUAUGUGCUCUGCGCCUCCGCGCGCUCUACAAGAAGUUGGAGUGCACGUUCUGCAAGGUACGAACCCAACCCUCCGUGAUUUUCACCACUUCCCCCGAAGCGUUGUGGUCCUCGUAUACACCCGAUAACAUUCCUUACAAAGAUGUGAAGCUCGCAAUAUCGUUUGAAACCCAGGAGAUGAUGGAAGAGACUCUCAUUCUCUUGCGCUUCAAUUGCCCCGAUCCCGACUGCGAUGUCAUUGGAAACGGCUGGAGCGAUCUCAAGCUGCACACGCGCGCAACGCAUAGCAAGCUGAUGUGCGAUCUGUGCAUACGCUUCAAGAAGGUUUUCGCCCACGAACAUGCCCUUUACGACCCCAACGUUCUCCCCCUUCAUCUCCCCUCGAUGGCGCGUGGAUACCGACGGGAUCAUAAGCAGCAGCAAGUGGAAGGCGGCGUUCACCCGUAUUGCGAAUUCUGCCGUGAUUGCUUCUUCAGUGAAGACGAACUUUACGCCCACAUGCGUGAAAAACACGAAGAGUGCUUUGUUUGCAAGCGCCAAGAGAUAAAGGACCAAUACUUUAAGAAUUACGAAGCCCUUGAGGAGCACUUCAUGAAUGCCCACUUCCCUUGCAAGCGUACUGAAUGUCUAGCUCGCAAGUUCGUCGUCUUCGGCUCCGCGUUGGAUCUCAAGGCACACAUGGUCGAGGAACAUGGAGCCGAAAUGUCAGCACGCGACAAACGCGACGCACGCCGUGUCCAGACCGAGUUCGAAUUCGAAGAGGUUGGUGGUCCCGCUGGGCGUCGAGGACGGCGCGAUAGAGGGGACCGCGAGCGUGAGCGCGAGCCUCCUCCGCAUGUAUCCGCGCCUCCUGCUCAAGGUGGAGCAGGAGGGCGCCCCGGCGCGGCGGGGGCGCGGCGGCGGGAGGCUUUCGGAGGCAACCUCACCACCGAUGGUCCAAGCACUUCUGGGAAUGCGCAACAGAGACGCAAGAGCCCGUCUCCAGAAGCUGCGGACACCGACCCUCGAUUCACUGCGCUCGUAGGACGUUUGUCCAGUCUUGCUCCAAAUCCGACGGCCGCAAUACCAGCAGUCAAAGCAGCGAUUCGUUCCUUCCAAGCAAACGAGUCAGCGGCCAGGGACCUCAUCUCGACCGUGUGGAACAUCUUGGAUCGCAACCUGGAUGGCACAGCAAGCAUCGUGAACUCGCUUGUCGAUGUGAUCGAGGAAGAUGGCAAGAAGGCCGACCUGCUCGCGGCAUGGAACGGUUUCAAAGUCGAGCAACGCAAUCAGUUCCCGGAACUCGUUCCAACUGCCAUCGGAUCUGAGUGGGCAGGUGUUACAAGCGGUCGUGUCCUGAACGCGAAGCACUCUACAGCAACUCGUUCGUCUGCGCAGUCCUCUCGUCAGCUUUGGGACCGCCGUCUCACACCCUGGGCUGCUGCCUCCGCGGCCGCGCCUGCGGCUUCUGUCCCCGCCUUCCGCCCGCCAACCUCGGUUCCUGGUCCCGGAGCCAGCUCUCGACGCGCUCCUGCCUCCUUGUCUGCAUCCGCGUUUCCGGAGCUCCCGGGGAGCAGUUCCGCCCCUCGCGUUCCACGCGGUGCUGUGGGUGGGAACCAGAGCCUGAAGAAGAUCCUUGGGGAAAGCGCUCCUGUCCAGCCAGCGUGGAAGGCAAACGGAGCGAGCGGGAGCGGGAGCGCGUCUACGGGAACGGGGCGAGGGCGAGGGCGGGGUGGUAAGAAGAAGGGCAAGGGCAAGCAGAAACAGACUCUGUUCACCAUGGGCUCGUUCCCCACGUGA
Epithele typhae is the source of this 2082-nucleotide messenger RNA. RefSeq lists its product as uncharacterized. The transcript is spliced from 8 exons. The record is from RefSeq and is a predicted model, not a curated record. Gene Ontology annotation, biological process: protein ubiquitination; rescue of stalled cytosolic ribosome. Gene Ontology annotation, molecular function: ubiquitin protein ligase activity; ribosome binding. Lineage: Eukaryota; Fungi; Basidiomycota; Agaricomycetes; Polyporales; Epitheliaceae. The coding region runs from base 1 to 2082 and encodes 693 amino acids.